Dothidotthia symphoricarpi CBS 119687 is the source of this 1890-nucleotide messenger RNA. RefSeq names its product kinase-like protein. The transcript has 3 exons. Gene Ontology annotation, molecular function: ATP binding; protein serine/threonine kinase activity. Gene Ontology annotation, biological process: peptidyl-serine phosphorylation; peptidyl-threonine phosphorylation. The coding region runs from base 1 to 1890 and encodes 629 amino acids. NCBI's taxonomy places the organism in Eukaryota, Fungi, Ascomycota, Dothideomycetes, Pleosporales, Dothidotthiaceae. The record is from RefSeq and is a predicted model, not a curated record.
AUGGUCCAAGAAUCUACCUCAGCACAAUUUGCGCCACAACGCACAACGAAACUUGAGCGGCUCAAGGCUAAAAUCAAUAGUGCUAAGCAGAAUUCUUUGGCAGAUCAAAUCCCUGAUCUGUAUGCCGUCAGUCUAUUCGACGCUCAGCCCCAAGACUAUCUGCCAGAAUCCAGUAUUGGAAAGCUUACGCAGCAAAUUGCGAUUGACAAAGAGUUUCAAAAGGAGCCAUUAUAUCUGGAGUGCGAAGAUGAAGAGCGACGCCAACUGACAAUCUGGAUCCAUGAACACGCAAGCAAAGUAUUUGCAAUCACACUCCAAUGCGGUCAUGAGCCUCGUCUCCUGUUGGCCUCAAUGAUGUUAUUUCAGGAGUCGGGUUUUGACGACACGAGCCUUCCUAUUUCCAAUCCAAGAUGUGAUGCUUCUACCCCUUUGCUCCCUAGGUCAAAUGCGUUUGAUCGUUCGUUCUGGUCUGAUCUCAAAUACUACAACUUUUACAAAAAGCAGUGGACAUGCCUUGUGCCUGUGUUCAGUCCGCUCCAAUAUGCGUACGACGAAUCUCCCGAGUGCAUAUUUCCUUUCGCAUCCUAUAGCUUGAGGCCCAAGGUUGGAGCUUUUAGUUCUGUAUACAAAGUCCGCAUACACGAUGACUAUAACAAGCAUUCGGAUAUCACAGAUGUUGCCAUCAAAGAAAUGAGGGUCACCCAAGACAACGAUAAAGGCGAAACUGAAGACGCCUGGGAUCGUGAAGCAAGAGCAUUAGUGGACAUAAAUAAGCUCAACCAUCCUCACAUAACGAAGUGCAUAGCUGCUAUACGGAGAGGCGACAGUUGCUACUUCAUGUUUCCAUGGGCAGACAGAGAUAGCCUCCGAGAUUACUGGGAUGGUACCGCAACGCAAGGCCCUCGCAGAGAAACCAUCUACUGGGCCAUUCGACAACUGAGAGGGCUUGCGGAUGCCCUCGACUGUCUCCAUCAAUGCCGCUCUGGGCAAUCCACGCAAAACGAAAAAGAGAUUCCUCGAAUGCGACAUCAGAACAGCAAUGUCAAGGAGACAAAUCGCAUGGGGACCUCGAAAGCAGACAACAUCAGACAUGGUGACCUGAAGCCGGAAAAUAUUCUCAGAUUCAUGGACGAGGAAGAUGGCCUCGGGAGACUCAAAAUCACCGACAUGGGGCUCGCAAAGCGACACAUGAUCGCAACUGUUGAUAGAACACAGCCCACCACCACAAGAUACGGUACAGUCCGUUAUGAAGCUCCGGAGGCUCUGACCGAUAUUCAUGGAGUACGAUCGCGCCUCUACGACGUUUGGUCAAUGGGAUGCAUCACCUUCGAGUUUGUCAUCUGGUUGUUGUAUGGUAACGACGCACUGAACGAAUUCUACAACCAGCUGAAGGGAAAUAUGGAUCAGACAGGACAGUUCUUCGAGAUCUCCAACACAGACGGGUUGAAGCAUGCUGAAGUUCACCGAGUCGUGCUCCACUGGAUCAAUCACAUUCAGGAGACAGAUCCGGAAUGCUCACAAGACUCGGCAAUUCACGAUCUCUUGAGAGUUGUCCAAGGAAAUCUGCUUGUCGUUCAUCUGCCGCCGAACCGCGGAAGCUCUACUGCUGAUGAUCGAUUAUGUACACCGCCGGUCAUCGGAGAAACGGCGACUCGAUAUCGUGCCACUGCCGAUCAAUUUCGCGCAGUUCUUGACGAGAUAUUGCUCAAAAAGGACCAGCCAGGCUAUUUAGCCACGGGAAAGGAAAGACGCAACGUCACGCUGCCUGCUCUAAAUUCUGAUAUACAUAAUUCGGUAUCAGCUGGUCUUGCGCAUGAUGCGUGCCGAGGCCUGCAACUCCAGCAGACUGCUGGACGAGGUUUCCAGAACGACAAAUUCUACAAGAAGUGA